This is a messenger RNA of Pongo pygmaeus (Bornean orangutan), 486 nucleotides long. RefSeq lists its product as uncharacterized. The record is from RefSeq and is a predicted model, not a curated record. Lineage: Eukaryota; Metazoa; Chordata; Mammalia; Primates; Hominidae. Gene Ontology annotation, molecular function: fatty acid synthase activity. The coding region runs from base 1 to 453 and encodes 150 amino acids. The transcript is spliced from 4 exons. Gene Ontology annotation, biological process: fatty acid biosynthetic process.
AUGCCAAACACUGUGAAGGAACUGAGCUUUCCCUACUCAUCAUCUAAAGGAGAGGGAAUUGACGACUUCUGGCAAGUGCUUAUGGAAGGCAGAAACUACACGGUAGAGAUUUUACCAGAAAGGCUUAAUUUUGAAGGAUGGUUUGAUGCAGAUGACACCAAGCCAGGUAAAAGCCGGGCAGGAAGAGCUGCUUCUAUUGAAAGAUUGAAUGAAUUUGACAAUAACUUGUUUGGAAUUAGUGACUUGGAAGCUGAAUGUCUGGACCCUCAGCAGAAAUUGCUUCUGGAAUGCACUUAUAGAGCCCUGGAGAGUGCUGGGGUCCCUGCCAAGGAGGUGGCUGGUUCCAGGACAGGAGUCUUCAUUGAUAUUAUGAAUCAAGACUAUGAAUUUAUGUCUCGUAGAACUCCAAGAACGCAAACCACUAUAAUGCCUCUGGAUCUGCAACGAGCAUAGCUGCUAACAGGAUUUCUUAUGUGUUUAACCUAA